AUGGAUGGAUCCAUUCUUCAGCAUGGGACAACAGAGCAUGACUCGCAAACCACAAGGCAUGGGACACCAUACAACAAUGGGACGCACCCAUUUCCAUAUGGUGAAUCACCCUUGCUCACAUCAUGUCCUAAUUCAAGAGCUGAUUAUCAGCCUUGGAAUAAUGUUGCCAGAGGUUUGUAUGGCAUGAACCAAGGCUCACCACAUGAACAAUCUGCAAAUACAAACAGCUUGAUGAUGGUGCAGAUCGUAUCCCAGAUGCAACACCUGAUGGAAAAUUCAAAUCAGCAAACUGGCCAAAACAUGAUCAUUAAUGAUUGCCUUAACAAAGUUCUUGAGUGUCCUGAUGCAGUCGAGCAGAAGAUGGUCGAGAUGGCUGAAAAUGAGCAGUUGAAUAAAGGAAAGGACAUGACAGGCAAGAACAUUUCAAACAUGCAUCCUGUCUUGAAGCCCUUGGAGAAUGGAGAACCAUGUGAGCAAAAGGAGGGCAGCCCCAAAGUAUGGUACCUGAAUUGGCUAGGCAAAAUUGACUCAAAUGUCAACACACCAUUCAUUCAAGCUGUCAUGGAUCAUGUUUGGAAUGAUGACAUGGUAUGA
Suillus subaureus is the source of this 594-nucleotide messenger RNA. RefSeq lists its product as uncharacterized. The coding region runs from base 1 to 594 and encodes 197 amino acids. NCBI's taxonomy places the organism in Eukaryota, Fungi, Basidiomycota, Agaricomycetes, Boletales, Suillaceae. The transcript is spliced from 3 exons. The record is from RefSeq and is a predicted model, not a curated record.